This is a messenger RNA of Meloidogyne enterolobii, 480 nucleotides long. Lineage: Eukaryota; Metazoa; Nematoda; Chromadorea; Rhabditida; Meloidogynidae. The record is from the annotation of a GenBank genome assembly.
UUUAAAAAGCCUGUGAAUUGUAAUGUUUUCUCGUUAUUUUACUUUGAACUCAAACUUAAUUUGGAAGAAGGGAUUACUUCCGAUCAGAAAUCUUUGGCAUUUGGUCUUGUCAAUAACAGCGAUACAAUCAAAAUGUGGCCACUUAGUAGCAUUAUUCACUACCAAAUCCAAGGAGAGAAUAUUCCUCAAAGUUUCACACUUGAAAAUUUCACUUGGAGUGAUGACGAUGUUGUUGGUUGUUGUGUUGUUUAUCCAGCUUCAAGGCUUGAGAAUAAAAUGCCAUACGCUUUCUACACUCAAAAUGGAAAGCAAAUUUGUAAGGCAAUUGUGUUGGAAGGAAAUAAUGAUUAUUACCAGCCGUUUGUACAAAUUUCGGGAUAUUCUGUUGAAACUAACUUUGGACAGGACUUGGACGCUAAGCCUUUUAGCUAUGAUAUUUCAAAGCAUUUGGUGGCUGAAGAAUUUUAUGAAUUUUAUUAA